CUCUGCGUUGACGGUUUAUAAACGUGCGCGCGCUCGAAGGUAGCAAUGACGGACGGUCAGCAGUGAAAGCCUUUUUGGAUUUGAACUGACCCGCUGCCUCUGUUUUUGAUUGGCUAUCAGUCGUAAAAGAGUUCCACGAGCGAUUAGUUGAUUUGCAUAGUGGAUCAAAGUUGAAUCUGUCCACGUGGUCAAUAAAUCAGAGUGGCUAGUGUGCAUAAUAGUGUUUUAAAAAAGUGAAGCAAGAACCAAACAAAUGGCCCUCAGUAGAAUAGUUCGUGUCUGCUGCCAGCAGCACAUGCGGACGGGUCGGUUCACGUUAGCGACAGGAAGGUCCGUCGACUUGCAGCCAAAAUGGUGUGAAAUCCGACAAAUUAGUUUCAGCUCGGUGAUGAGUGAUAAGUUAGCGACUGCCAAAGCAGUUCAGAAGCACGACUGGAACCGAGCCGUGAGUGAAGCGGAGAAGAUCGUAGGCUAUCCGACGUCGUUCCUAAGUCUGCGGUGGCUGCUCAGCGAUGAGAUUGCGAAUGUGGCACUUCACCUACGGAAACUGGUCGGAAGCAACCAUCCGCUGUUGAAAACUGCCAAAACCCUCGUCUACAACGACAAAAACCAACGAGCGUGGGGUCUAAUCGUCCUACUGAUAUCGAAAGCGGCAGGUCAUGCCCCGUCUAUACCGGAAAUGGAACAGGAUAAAAGUGCCGGUGUUUUGCACUCGCAGCGGGCCUUGGCAGAGGUUACGGAAAUGAUUCGCACUUCGCAUCUCAUCCAUCAGGGAAUGAUCAAUCUGCAGGCGAUGGACGACGCCGGGAACAAUCUCAGCGGUGAUAGUGAGACGAUAUUCGGUAACAAAAUGGCACUGCUCGGGGGAGACUAUCUGCUGGCCAACGCCUGUAAUCAGGUUGCUAAUUUGCGCAAUCAAGAUCUCAACAUGCUUAUCUCGUCCGCCUAUCGGGAUUUGGCCGAAUCGAAUUUCAUCGGUGACCGUGACGAGCAAAAUCAUCCGCUUCCCUCGAAACCAGAAUCGACGGUGAAAGGUCACUCCUCGCCGGAUUGCAGCAUUGAAGAUCUUUGUUUCGGCGACCUGCAAGAUAACACCCAGCCGAUGAGUGUGGAAAAAACUGUGGGCAACCCGGAGAAAGAGUGGUCACUCAGGCAUGUGCUCGGCGGGGGAAGUUUGCUAGGCAAAAGUUGCCAGGGAGCACUAAUGUUGGCAGGACUUCCGGAAGAACUUCAAACGCAAGGUUAUCUGUUCGGGAAACAUUUGUCGCUUGCAUGGCAAGCCUGUAUCGAUUUGCAACCAUUUCUGUUGAGCACGUUACCAAUGGAUGCUCAAUUUAGCUUGGUAUCGGCUCCGGUUCUGUUCCAUCUCGAGUACGACCCUAGCAUCUACGAGCUAAUCGAGAGGGGACGCACUUCAGUCGACAACAUUGACUAUCAGCAGCUGCAUCAAGCCAUCGGCACUGGUCCCGGACUGGAGAAAACGAAAAAUCUAGUGAAAAAGCAUAGCCACGCUGCCAUGCAGGUGCUGGAUCGGUUGCAGCCGUCCGACGCACGUACGGCGCUGCAGAAUAUCAUUCUGGCCAUGCAGGAGCUGUAGCAACGGUCAUUUUG
Messenger RNA from Wyeomyia smithii (pitcher-plant mosquito), 1611 nucleotides. Its product is annotated as all trans-polyprenyl-diphosphate synthase PDSS2-like. Gene Ontology annotation, molecular function: prenyltransferase activity. The transcript is spliced from 4 exons. The record is from RefSeq and is a predicted model, not a curated record. The coding region runs from base 254 to 1597 and encodes 447 amino acids. NCBI's taxonomy places the organism in Eukaryota, Metazoa, Arthropoda, Insecta, Diptera, Culicidae. Gene Ontology annotation, cellular component: mitochondrion; transferase complex. Gene Ontology annotation, biological process: isoprenoid biosynthetic process; ubiquinone biosynthetic process.